AUGAGCCUCUCGGACUCCACAGGUCAUCCCUCGGCGGCAGAGCAAGUCUCUCUUCUGGUCCAGAAGGACGACCUUGACCUCCCUUUGCCCACCCGGAGAACCCCCUCCUGGCCUCCGUCUCCGGAUGAGGAUCCUGGUUUGCCCCCCUUUCCUCUGGAAGAGCCUGGCCCCAGGCCCAUGACCCCAGGGAGCCUUCCUUCUCCAGCCCUGUCCCUGGAGGAAGAAGAGGAGGAGGAAGAUGAGGAGGAUGGAGAAGACUCCGCGGAGCCCGAGGGGCUGUGCAGCGAGGAGCAUCCCAGCCAGUUUUUCGCGGAGGCACAGCGGCUGCGGGAGCAGAGGUUGCUGCUGGACGAAGAGGUGUCAGUCGGGGGGAGAGCAUAUGGGGUGCAUCGGGUGAUCUUGGCCGCAGUUAGCAGCCUCUUCAGAGGCAGGCUGCUGGGCGGCAGAGGUCCGCAAUCCCCCCUCAGCCUGGACAUAACCCCGGCGGCCUGGGAGGCCGUGCUGACCUUUGCUUACGAGGGGGUGCUGGGACCCGCCCCACGGGAGGAUGUGCUGGUCGCCGCAGAAGCCCUGGGAGCCCCCCGGGUAAAGGCUGCGGCCCAGUGGGGACGCCAGGGGGCUGGAAGUGGACGGGAGGAUGAAAAGCAGACCAGUCAGGCAGAGGAACUGAGAGAAAACCUGCGCAGCAUUGAGCUUCUGUACCAAGAAGGAAUCGGGUGCGACCUGGAGCUGGAGGCAGGCGGCUGCCGGCUGCGGGUGCACCGAGCAGCCCUCGCCUGUGGCAGUGAGUUCUUUGGGGCCAUGCUCCUGAGUGGGAUGAGGGAAUCCCAGGGCACAGAGGUGUCUCUGCACACCAUCUCUGCCCAGGACCUGCGACUCCUCGUCUCUUUUGCCUACUCUGGGGUUGUGCGGGCCAAGUGGCCAGGACUACUGAGAGCUGCCCAGGCUGCUCUGCAGUACCAGAGCUCCUCCUGCCUGGCUCUGUGCCAGAAAGCUUUGGCACGAGGCCUCAGCCCUGCCCGUUGCCUGGCUCUGAUCCCCAUGGCAGAAGCCCCAGGGCUGGAGAGGCUCUGGAGCAAAGCCCGUCACUACCUCCUCAGCCACCUGCCCGCUGUGGCUUUGUGCUCCACUUUCCCAACUUUACCGGCAGCCUGCCUGGCUGAGCUCCUGGACAGUGAUGAGCUACACUUGCAGGAGGAGUUCGAGGCCUUUGUGGCUGCACGGCGUUGGCUAGCUGCCAACCCCGACACCCAGGAGUCAGAUGCCAAGGCCCUGCUUCGAUGCGUCCGCUUUGGCCGUAUGUCCACCAGGGAGCUGCGGAGGGUAAGGGCGGCCGGGCUGCCUCCACCCUUGAGCCCCGACUUGCUGCAUCAGGUGAUGGUGGAGGCUGAGGUUCCAGGACAAGAGAGACGGAGGGAGCCUGACCAGGCCCUGGUGGUGAUUGGCGGGGAUGGGCUCAGAUCAGACAUGGCCGCCAGAGAGCCGUCCCGAGGAGUGUGGUGGGCCCGGGCCUUUCGCUGUGGCAUAGGACUGGUUCGAACUGUGGAGUGGGGGCGGCUGCCUGCCCUGCCUGCCCCCGGGCGCUUCCGGCACGGGGCUGCGAGCCUCGCAGGAAGUGUGCUCUACGUGUGUGGGGGACAGGAUUUCUACAGCCACGCUAACACCCUGGCUUCGACUCUCAGGUGGGACCCCAGUCAAGAGGACUGGGAAGAGAUGGCACCUUUGUGCCAGCCUCGGAGCCUUUUCCCCCUGGUGGCGCUGGAUGGACUGCUUUAUGCCCUGGGUGGACGAGACAGUGGUAUUGCCCUCAGGUCUGUGGAGACUUAUAAUCCUGAGCUCAAUGUCUGGAGGCUGGCACCUCCUCUUCCCGCACCACGCUUUGCCCACGCAGCUGCUGUUUUGGAGGGCCAGCUCUACCUGAGCGGUGGCUGCAGCGAGACUGGCCAGUACCAGGCCUCGUUGCUGCACUACGACCCCAAACUUGAGAAGCCGGCGACACUUCUGAGCCCUAUGGGGGUGCCUCGGGCUGGCCACGUCAUGGCUGCUCUGGGUGGGCGGCUGUAUGUAGCAGGUGGGCUAGGUCAGACUGGGGACUUGCUGAGCUUUGAGGCCUACGAUCCAAGUACCGGUAGCUGGACUCACCUGACCCCCCUGCCCUCCCCCCAUGUCGGGGCUGCAGGUGCCGUGCUGCAGGGGGAGUUGCUGGUGCUGGGGGGCUACAGCCACCGUACUUAUGCCCCCUCCCACCUUAUCCAUGCCUAUUGUCCUGGCCUGGGCCGAUGGCUGUGCCUGGGAACUCUGCCGAGGCCUCGGGCUGAGAUGCCUGCCUGCAUCCUGACCCUGCCCGCUGUGCAGCACGUGGCUUUGGUUCCCACACGGCAUCAGACUAAACCUGCUGGGUGAGAGGGAAGCAGUGGUGGAUGGAGGGAGGAAGGGAUAAGAGAGGAUAGAGAAGAUGAAUGCAGGGAGAAAGAGAAGGCUUUGUUCAUCACAGCAUUUCAUUCUAGCGCAGUGCUUUACAACUCAUAAAUCGCUUUUGUAAAAAGGUGGUUCUGGAAUUCCUAGGGAGAGUAUGGGGGAAGGAGAGGCAGUUGAAUAUCGAGGUAAGGAGAAGAGACCCAGGGGCAACUCUACAAGGUUUAGGGACUCUGGCUCGAUUCUUGGUGGGGAAAGUGCAUCUAACUAGGAAGACAGUCAUGAAACAUCAGUAGCAAAGGUGUAGGGGCCAUGAGAGAACAGUCAGGAAAAUUAUGAUUCUGACCAAUGGAUGAAGGAGAAAAAUGAGGAAAGGUCACCUGUGAAAAGAGUUGAGGAGUGUGUCGGGAGGAUUGUAACUGCUGCUUCUUUUUAGUCUCCAAUUCCUGGGACACCCAAACCCUCUUGAUGAUGUUCUUUCUCAGGUAGCUGGUAGACCCAGUCUAGCGUUUCCUCAGCCACACACCGCAGGCUGCCUCUAAGAGCCUCUUGGAUUUCAAUCUGAGGACAAAGUUCCCUUCUGGACCCGGUAUAGCACAGGGGCCCAUGAUGCCAGGGCCACCAGGCAGGAAGGCUGCAGGUGGGGAAGAUGAGGAGAAAGAGGGAGGCGUCCAUGUGGAAAGGGAGGAAAGAUUUGAGGGCAUGGGUUGGGAGAAGUCAGGAGCUGAUUGGCUUCUUUCCUUCCCUUUGGGAUGAAUCGAGGGAUCAGGAGGGAAAGCGGUACAGUUGUGGUGUGAGGUCCUAAGUUGUGAGAGGAAGCGGCAGAGAGGAGAGAGGCAGAGAAGACGCAGGAAAGUGGUUUCUUUCUCUGUUCCUUUCUUCUAGAGUUUUUUGAAUCCAUUUCCCUUUUUCCUGGCCAGGGAAAGCUGAGUCAGAUGUUUCCUCUCUCUCUUCCUCCACCCUGCUUUUCCGUCCCCUUCCCCCUUCUCUUCUAUCUUUUCUCCUUUCUCCCUCACAGUUAGAAAUUAUCUACUGUG
Messenger RNA from Dama dama (fallow deer), 3452 nucleotides. It is a transcript of the gene KLHL33, whose product is annotated as kelch like family member 33. The record is from RefSeq and is a predicted model, not a curated record. The transcript is spliced from 4 exons. Lineage: Eukaryota; Metazoa; Chordata; Mammalia; Artiodactyla; Cervidae. Gene Ontology annotation, molecular function: protein binding. Bases 1 to 2403 code for a protein of 800 amino acids.